Molecule: messenger RNA, 5501 nt
Organism: Pelobates fuscus (common spadefoot toad)
Lineage: Eukaryota; Metazoa; Chordata; Amphibia; Anura; Pelobatidae
Gene: CAMTA2
Product: calmodulin binding transcription activator 2
Exons: 24
Coding region: 145-4308 (1387 amino acids)
Biological process (GO): regulation of transcription by RNA polymerase II
Cellular component (GO): nucleus
Molecular function (GO): protein binding; double-stranded DNA binding; transcription coregulator activity
Source: RefSeq, a predicted model, not a curated record
GGUGACGUCAUGUGACAGGUUGGUGAGAGGAGGGGGCUCGGUGAUAAGAUGGCGGCCGGAGGGUCCCGGGGAGAGCUCACAAAUUCUGGACACGUCUCGGCCUAACACUCGUUCUCCUCUCCCAGAGAUGUCCAGAGAUUUACAAUGAAUAGCAAAGAGUGUGCUGAGGUCUCAGAAAACAGCCACCAUAUCAAAGUUUUCCUACCCAAGAAACUACUGGAGUGUUUACCCAAGUGCACAUUAUUGCCAAAAGAGAGACUACGGUGGAAUACCAACGAGGAAAUUGCCUCAUACCUUAUCACAUUCGAAAAACACGAUGAAUGGUUAUCUGCUGCUCCAAAAACCAGACCCCAGAACGGUUCGAUCAUUCUCUACAACCGCAAAAAGGUGAAAUAUCGAAAAGAUGGUUAUUGUUGGAAGAAGAGGAAAGAUGGUAAAACUACACGAGAAGAUCACAUGAAGCUAAAAGUUCAAGGAAUGGAGUGCCUCUAUGGGUGUUAUGUCCAUUCUUCUAUCGUCCCAACCUUUCACCGCCGCUGCUACUGGCUCCUGCAGAACCCAGAUAUUGUCCUUGUACAUUAUCUCAAUGUUCCUGCCAUUGAGGAUUGUGGAAAAAUCUGUGGACCCAUUCUUUGUUCAACCAACAGUGACCGCAAGGAGUGGAUGAAAUGGAGUAAAGAUGAUCUCAUUAACCAGCUGAGGCCCAUGUUUCACGGCAUUAAGUGGUCCUGCAGUAACAGUAACGGAACAAGUGAGUUCUCUAUAGAGCAGCUCGUGCAACAGAUACUGGACACGCACCAGGCAAAACCUCCCCCUCGCACACACACCUGUCUGUGCAACACCAAUCUGGUAUCAGCCGGAGGUGUCCCCCACAAAUGUACCAGCACAAAGCAUCGCAUCAUCUCUCCCAAGGUGGAGCCGCGACUAUGUCCAUUUCCAGCCCUCACUGAGGUUCAGAACAUUUCUUCCACUUCAGAGCCAGACCAAAUAAAGGAUCGGCGAGGGGGACACAAGGGUAGCAGGACACCCAAUGGAAAUGAUCCUGGCUCUUCGCGAUCCUACUCUGAGCUCCCAGACACCACUCAGGCAUCACCACCGCUCGCCCUUACCAAUGGAUUCUAUCCAGAGCGGGAGCUUGCAGGUGUUACCAUAACAACCACCCCUGGUGUCCCUGGCAUCAGUGCAGUGCUGGUAAUGACUGGCAUUGCUGAGAAGCCUUUGGCAUUGACACCCAGCCAACAUCUCAUGCCAGCAGAAGUAGAAAGUAAGCCACCGAGUGUACCAGUUGGCAUUUCCCUUCUGACUUCUCCUGUGGGCAACAUGCUUCUGUCUUCCUCACAGAGCUUAGAGGUGACAAUGGAAUCAGCACCUGGGGGAGUCGCUGCUGCUAGUGCUUUUGAUCCAGACUCUUUCCUCAACAGUCCCAAGGAGGGGCAGACCUAUGGAGGAGCGUCUGGGACAGGGGAAUUUAAAACUGAACCAGGUGAAGGAGAAACAUUAGAUUUGGGGCUAAAGACGGGUGGCUCUGUGGAGGCCGGAGACGUGGCAGAAAAUCAGUUGGCACCAUGCAUUGAGGAUGACAAACCAGGGGAGGACUCUGUGUCAGAAGAUGUGAAGAAAGAGAGCUGUAAUGGGACAGAGGUGGAGAUGGAUACCAGAGAUGGACAAACCAGAGAUGAAUGUGGUGCAGAGGUUGUAUCAACAGGUGACUGUCAGGAGGAAGGAGAAACCCUCCAAGGCAACCACAUGAGCGACCUGUAUUCCAUCAUUCAGAAUGACCUGAGUUCAUCAUCUGGAGCUUCCAGUGUCCACAUGGAGCUGUCUACUGAAAAUUUCAACAUUUCCUUCGAUAGUCAGUUUCCAGACCUGAUCUCUGACUUGAUGACUGAAGAAAGUGCUCCUAGCAGUUACGGGCAGUAUGGAGACCCGCAGGCCCACUCGUCCCCAGUCCAGACUGGAUAUUUACAGCACCAGUCCCAGCCAUUGGAGGAAAAUGCACCAGCUUUGAAUGUCCCAUUCACUGAAGCAGGAGAUGGAGCCAUAGGUCUUGUGGAAAUAACUGACUUCUCGCCGGAGUGGUCCUACCCAGAGGGAGGAGUAAAGAUUCUGAUCACUGGACCCUGGGUGGCAGACACAGAUUCCUAUUCCUGUGUCUUUGAUCAUCUCACAGUGCCGGCCUCACUCAUCCAAUCAGGAGUCUUGCGCUGCUACUGCCCAGCUCAUGAGGCGGGUCUGGUGACGCUCCAGGUCAUACAACACCAGCAAGUUAUCUCCCACUCCGUGAUCUUUGAGUAUCGUGCCCGGAACUUUCUAUCUCUGCCCAGCACCCAGCUGGACUGGCUGUCACUGGAUGACAAUCAGUUUAGGAUGUCUAUACUGGAACGUCUGGAACAGAUGGAGCGGAGGAUGGCCGGUAUGAGCUCCACACACCUACAGCACAGCCAGCCACCUCCUGGUGGAAACCGGGGUACGGAGACCAGUCAGAUGUCAUCAGGAGACAAUUUUGAAGCCCGGCUUGUGGCAAUCUGUGAGAAAAUGAUGUCACAGACCUGCUGGGUUACCUCAGACCUGUUGGCCCAUGAGAUGAGUUUCCGAGGUAUGACACUGCUCCACCUGGCAGCCGCUCAGGGAUACGCACGGCUCAUAGAGACUCUUAUACAAUGGCGGAGCCUCCACUCCCAGAGUUUGGCUGUGGAAUUAGAGGUCGACCCUCUGAAUGUGGAUCACUUUUCAUGUACCCCCCUGAUGUGGGCAUGCGCCCUUGGCCACACAGAGGCUGCCACUCUCCUCUUUCGUUGGGACUGCCGAGCUCUAUCUAUCCCGGACUCCCUUGGCAGACUUCCUUUGGGGGUGGCUCGAUCUCGUGGUCAUGUAAAGCUGGCAACCACCCUGGAGGAACUGCAGAGGCAAGAAAUGACAGCCAGCAACUACACAGACUUACACGGGGGAAGUUGUGUGUCCGACAGUUGGCACUCAUUUAUGAGCAACCAAGAGACCGGGAGGGGGCUCUCUCCCCUCUCCACCAGUGCUGACACUGGUCUCAGCAGUCUGCCUUCUCCUUCUGAAGCGUCAGAUGGUUCAGUAUCUGUGACUUCUGCGUACUCUAGUAGCUCAGCCCUGCGGGGGUCCCCAGACUGCAGCCCUGAAAGCAGCCAAGACACUCCUGUUGAAACCCCACCUAGCCCCCAUAUUCUGGGUGCUUCCUCUUGGGAUCUAGAGGAUGCAGAAGGAGGAGCUCUUUACCUAGAUUCCCCUGGAGUGCAAGGUGGCUUUGAAGAUGAUACAACCCUACUGGACUACCGAGAAGACACCGAGAAUCAGGGAUACCUGCAGGUGGACAUGGUUACCCUUGCAGAGCAAAUUAUAGAAGCCACCCCAGAGAGGAUCAAACAGGAAGACUUCACUGCAUCGGACUCUGGUCCUUUCCGGGAACGGCCAACCAACCUCAGCAAGACCAUGGCGUGGCUCGCCAGUUACCUGGACACUGCAGACCAAAUGCCUGGCCUGCCCCCUCAUGGUGAGGGCAUGCGAGCGGCACGUGCCCUGGCCUGUUUUGCUCAGAUGAGCCCAGGAGAUGAUGGAGCAAGCAGAGGAUCGCAUUCUGAGAUAGGAUCAUUCGGUCAACGUAUUAAAAGGACGAACAGGAGAGGCACCGAACCGCUGCGUGUGAAAAUGACUAGGUCAGAUGCUCCUCCUUCUCCCGCUACACCCCCCCCUCUUGGUGAGAUCUCUUUUGAGCGGUUUGACCCCCCUGGCACUGCACGUUGGUCAGAGUUUCUCAGUGCGUCAAGCAGCGGACGCAUGGAAAGUGAAUUUGCUCUUCUCACGCUGUCUGAUCACGAGCAAAGGGAGUUAUAUGAAGCAGCCCGGGUCAUUCAGACCGCCUUCCGUAAAUAUAAGGGUCGGCGGUUAAAGGAGCAGCAGGACCUGGCUGCAGCCGUCAUUCAGCGCUGUUACCGCAAGUACAAGCAGCUUACAUGGAUUGCACUGAAGUACGCUCUGUACAAGAAGAUGACGCAGGCAGCCAUCUUAAUCCAGUCCAAGUUUCGUAGUUAUUAUGAACAGAAGCGAUUCCAGCAGAGUCGGCGAGCAGCUGUACUAAUCCAGCAAUGUUACAGGAGUUACCGAGAAGGAGCACGCGAGAGUCCAGCUCUGCAACACCGUAUCAAGGGGUCCUUCCUAACCAAGAAACAGGACCAAGCAGCCCGUAAAAUCAUGCGUUUCCUGCGGCGCUGCCGGCACAGAAUGAAGGAGAUGAAGCAGAGCCGUGAUCUCGAGUGUUUACAGAAGAGGGGACUGACCAAUUAACCCUGCACACCCUACCCUGCUCACUGUCCCUCAUUGCCAAGCAUGCUGCUGUCUAAUCUGCAGAGUAUCUCUGUACACUGGCUGCUGUAAGGUGCAGCAAGAAUGGAUCCCACUGCACCCACCACAUCUGGUUAUGAAUGUGUUUGUGUGAAAGUAUGUAUUCCUAUGAAUGUUUCUGUGUGUCACUGUGUGCAUACUUCUUUGCAUAUAGACCCUGGUACACAGUGGUAUGUCCGGUGGUGUGUUCUAAUAGUGCGGCGAUAUCAUCAAUCUCGGGGGACACUGCUAAUCAUUCACUCAUACCUCUUAAUGGCCUGUUCCUUGUGCCACUAUGUGAUGUCAGUGUGUGUGUAUCUACACAAAUCAAGGUAUACCGCUCUGUGUGACAUUUUUACUCAUGUGUUCCAAUCCUUUCUAUAUAUUAUACAGACAUACACAUGACAUGUUCAUUAACACACACACACACACACAAAUAUAUACACACAGUGUAUGUUUUUCAUUUACAUGACUAUAAAUUCUGAUGUGUAUAUUAAUUUCUGUGUGUUAAUACGCACAUCUAUAGUCGUGCCUGUGUGUAUAUGUAAUAUAUAAGAUCCCCACUCGUAGUGUGCAUGAGGAGGUGUGUAUAUAAUUGCAUGUCUAUGUAUAUAUGUGUGAAUGCAUAAAGGUUUGUGUUUUGCUCUGCGAGUAUGUAUGUGUGUGUACUACACACAUCUAUAGACAUACCCAGAACUGUGUGUAUAUACACAUUAUAUAUAUUUAUAUAUUUCUGUAUAUUUGUGGCAAAAGACACGUGAGCAUCACACUCAGGCAGCUGGACUAUUUAUUUAUUUCACUGGUAUCAUUUCAUGCACUUUGUUACUAAGCGUUAAUACAUAUAUAUGUGCGGAUAUUGAUAAAUCGAUGCAUAUUUUUUCGUGUGUUUGCGAGUGUAUAUAUAUAUAUAUAUAUUACACUCACACACAUACAUAUUAACAUGCACACAAAUAUAUGUCUUCAUAUACAUAUCUGUAAAUUGGGAUAUUUUUUUACCAUUGCAAAAUGUUUUAUGUGUUAGGCUGUUUUAUUUUCUUCAUAUUUUCAAAUGUUCUAUUUUUUGUACAGCUAUUCAUUAGACAUCCUUGUGUAUUCUGUCCUGAAUAUUGGGUAUGGGGUUAGCUUUUAAUAAUCCCAGAUACACCUUUUUAACUAUA